AAGUCCCAAAGACUUCCGGUGCGGGUGGACGUCGCCGGCGGUCCUUCCUACGUAAACUCCGGGCGGGGCGUGCGGGAGCCUGGGCGGUGAGCUGUGUUAAAUUUUAGGCGGAGACUGUUCAAUGAAGAAAGACCUGAGAAAGGAUCAGGACAGGCAGGAGAUAGUUAACUGAAAGGAAUCUGCCCCACUGCUUCAACCAAACCAGAUGCCUUCUUCGACUUCAGCAGACCAAGGAGAUGACCUGGAGGCCUGUCUUUUAAGAUUUUCAGACUUGGAUUUGAAAGACACAAGUAUUAUCAAUCCCAGUAGCAGUCUUAAAGCAGAGCUAGAUGUCAAUACAAAGAAGAAAUAUUCAUUUGCAAAGAAAAAGGCAUUUGCCCUUUUUGUCAAAACCAAAGAAGUUCCAGCACCGUCUUAUAAAUGCAAAGAAAUAUGGUGGAAAUGCUGUCAGCAGCUGUUCACGGGCCCCACUGGCAUCCACAGACACGUGGCGGCACAGCACGCUGAUGAAGUUUGGCAUCAGACUGCUUCUGUUUUGAAGCAGCUCGCUGUGGCAUCGAGCACCUCAAAGAGCCUUACGUCUGCCGACAAAAGGAACCCACCGAAAGAGUGCCUUACUCGAAACCAUGACGUGUCUGCUUGGCUCCCUGACAUUAGUUGCUUUAGCCCUGAAGAGCUGAUAAGUGGUGAGGGCAGUGAUGAAGGAGAGGUGUUACUUUAUUACUGCUAUCGUGACUUGGAGGAUCCCCAUUGGAUCUGUGCCUGGCAGACAGCUCUGUGUCAGCACCUGCACCUCACAGGCAAGAAUGCUUUUUCCCUAGAUCUUCACAUGGCUCACUCCUCACUUCAAAUCUCUGCUCAGAUGUUAUCUCCUCAGAACUCUAAUCUGAAGAGGUCCUUUUUUCUGUGCAGAUGGCGUGUACUUCCGACUCUCUUCUCCCCGCCGAGAAAGGCUUCACUAGGCUCCAGUACUCUCUCAAGGACUGGAUGUGACUCAGAAUGCUCAUCAUGGGACUCUGCACAGCCCCUACUAGUGCGAAUUGCUACAGAAGGAAUCAACGGGACAGUGGGUGGAAGCAAAUUGGCCACCAGACUCUAUGUGGAAGUCAUGCUUUCCUGCCCAUUGUUUAAGGAUUAUCUGUGUGAGGAUGAUUUUAAGACCAGCAAAGGAGGAGCUUGCUGUUUCCCAGAGUUGCGUGUUGGUGUAUUUGAAGAAAUUGUGCCUAUGGGGAUCAGUCCCAAUAAGAUCUCCUACAAGAAGCCUGGAAUCCAUUUGUCCCCAGGUGAAUUUCAUAAAGAAGUAGAAAAGUUUUUGUCUCAGGGAAAUCAAGAACAAAGUGAUACUAUCCUCCUGGACUGCAGAAACUUCUAUGAAAGCAAAAUAGGACGCUUCCAGGGCUGCUUAGCCCCAGACAUCAGGAAAUUCAGUUACUUCCCUAGCUACGUUGACAGAAAUCUAGAACUUUUCAGAGAGAAGAGGGUACUGAUGUAUUGCACUGGGGGCAUCCGUUGUGAGCGGGGUUCUGCUUACCUCAAAGCCAAGGGAGUGUGCAAGGAAGUGUUCCAGCUCAAGGGUGGCAUCCACAAGUACCUGGAGGAGUUUCCUGACGGUUUUUACAAAGGGAAAUUGUUUGUUUUCGAUGAGCGUUAUGCUUUGUCCUACAACAGUGACAUAGUGUCAGAAUGUUCAUACUGUGGAGCCCCAUGGGACCAGUAUAAACUCUGCUCCACUCCCCAGUGCCGUCAGCUCGUCUUGACCUGCCCCGCCUGUCAAGGACAAGGACUAACAGCCUGUUGUGUCACAUGUCAAGACAAAGGGAGCAGGCCGGCUUCAAGCCCUGCCCAGCACAGCUUUAAGGAGGAAUGUGACUGUACAGCCCGACGGCCACGCAUACCCAGUGAGCUUUCACAGCGGGCGCCACCCCCCCUGAGCCCGGAGCCAAGACCUGAUGUUGCUGAGGAUGGGCCCUGCUUGUGUGAGCGGCACCGGCAACAUUUCCCGGAGGCUUCACAAAGCUAGGUUUGAGGCAGCCAUGUAUUCGGAAAUAGCCAGGCUGCAGCAACAGAGAAAUGGGGAACUUGGGUGCUGGCCAAUGACACCAUGGCACACUGGUCACCUAUUUGGCCACUUAUCCUAUAUAAUAAAAGCCUAAUAUGCUAAGUGUCUGGUGGUCCGGGCGGCUGUUCAACCAAUCAAAGCAUAAUAUACUAAUGAUCUGCUACGUCUGCUCAACCACUCGCUAUGACGUGCA
Molecule: messenger RNA, 2252 nt
Organism: Myotis myotis
Lineage: Eukaryota; Metazoa; Chordata; Mammalia; Chiroptera; Vespertilionidae
Gene: TSTD2
Product: thiosulfate sulfurtransferase like domain containing 2
Exons: 12
Coding region: 206-2020 (604 amino acids)
Source: RefSeq, a predicted model, not a curated record